Molecule: messenger RNA, 1123 nt
Organism: Aedes aegypti (yellow fever mosquito)
Lineage: Eukaryota; Metazoa; Arthropoda; Insecta; Diptera; Culicidae
Product: cuticle protein
Exons: 2
Coding region: 86-970 (294 amino acids)
Source: RefSeq, a predicted model, not a curated record
AGAACAUUGUCAUUGCUUCAGUUAACUUUAAUUCGACUAAAUCGGUUCGUCGCACGCAUCAACAGUGCAAGUUCGCAGCAACAUAAUGGCGUUUAAGAUGGUUGUACUCUUCGCCGCUCUGGCCUGCGCCAGGGCAGCCUUCCUUGAAGCUGAUCACCAUACGGCUCACUACUCGCCAGCCUCAGCCGUCAGCUACAGCUCGAUCACCCGCAGCGAACCAGCCAAGCUGACCAAAACUUUGGCCUAUGCCGAACCCGCCGUGCACUACGCUGAACCCGCUGUCCACUAUGCGGCCCCCGUCGCCAAAACCUUGACCUAUGCCCAACCCGCUGUCCACUACGCUGCUCCGGUGGCCAAGACUUUGACGUACGCUGAACCAACCGUGCACUAUGCCGCCCCAGUCACCAAGACACUUGCAUACUCCCAGCCCGCUGUCACCUACGCUGCCCCAGUAGCCAAGACUCUGGCCUACUCUCAGCCUGCUGUUACUUAUGCAGCCCCAGUAGCCAAGACCGUGGCCUACUCUCAACACUAUGCCGCUCCUGUUGCCAAGACUCUAACCUACGCUCAGCCAGCUGUGCACUACUCGGCUCCAGUCGCCACACACGCUGUCGCCGUAUCCCAGCCCUCGGUUCAAUACGUACAUGAGCCAACCUACACCAAGACCGUCCUUGCUGAGCCAACCACGUAUGCCAAGUCCUUCGUACACCACCCAGCUCCGGUGUCUUAUGCUGCUCCAGUUACCAAGACCCUUGUUGCUCAACCACUGCUUGCCAAGACCGUCGUCUCCGAGCCUGUGUACACCAAGACCGUCGUUCAGCAGCCAACCUACCUGAAGACCCUCGCUGCCCAGCCUGUGUACGCCCAUGCCGCCCCAGUCUAUGCUGCCAAAACCUUGACAUAUGCUGCUCCCGAAGCCCAAGUAUCGCACGUGAGCUUCCAGGAUGCUAGCUCCCACUACGCUUGGUAAGAAGAUUUCGGAGAAAACACCAUUCUCCACACAACGUACCAACAGAAUACUCAGGAAGACAGAGGAAACCGAAGUCAUCGAUGGUGCAUCCAAACCGCCGAAUAUGUUGAACCAUUUUGUUGAAUAUAUCUAUAACUGCUAAUCAGAGCAAAA